GUAACAUGAAGAUAUGGUCGUUUGUAAAAAUAAAAGGGAUGCGCAUCUAGCUUUGAAUCAAAUAACAAACUAUCGUAACCGCUUAAAUAGUGAAAAAGAUGAUUUGCUGGUUCAAGCUCUAAAUCGGUUGAUGAAUGUGUUUCAAAGUAGACUGUUUUUAGGUCUACUUGAUAUACAAGAAUUUUAUGAAGCUAUCCUAUUAGAUCCACAGAAAACCAAAGAAGAGAAAACAUCAGCCGCUCUUGAAAUUGCAUCAAGAUGGGAAAAUAUAUCAAGUCCAUCGUUAGUGGCCUCCACAACCGAUUUGAGAAUACCACAUAGUUUAUUAAAUAAAACAGAUUGUUUUGAUAGAGCGACAAUGGAUUUAACUGAGUCAGACAUUAUAAUGCGUAUAUUGAGUUUGAAUUUAUGGUAUGGUUGCUUAUUUUUAAAAAUAAUGAAACUUUCAGAUUAUGCAACCAUUAUAAAUAAUAAAAAGUCAAAACAACGUACUAAUUUAAUGUGA
Messenger RNA from Schistosoma turkestanicum, 505 nucleotides. NCBI's taxonomy places the organism in Eukaryota, Metazoa, Platyhelminthes, Trematoda, Strigeidida, Schistosomatidae. The record is from the annotation of a GenBank genome assembly.